Molecule: messenger RNA, 2153 nt
Organism: Labrus bergylta (ballan wrasse)
Lineage: Eukaryota; Metazoa; Chordata; Actinopteri; Labriformes; Labridae
Source: RefSeq, a predicted model, not a curated record
CACGUUCACAUCGUGUGUUUGUUCCUCCUGCAGCAACGUCAGCUCACCUUCACCUCAGGUCAAAGGUCGUCUCCGCUAACCAACCAUGGCUCUGAUCUCUCUGGAAGACCUCGAGGGAUUGGACGAUGAGCAGUUGGAGGAUGACAUCACAGACAACCCUGAACCAAUGGAAGAGGACGACCGCCUGCUGAGACACUGGCAGGCUGUCGCCAGCACACACCAGGUGUCAGUACCUCCAGAGAUGACAGGCCCCAUACAUGAAAUGACCAGAAACAACCAGCAGAAGGAACAACUCUCCUUCACUCCGGUGUCCCGACAUGAGAAGAUGGGGGAGGUGCAGUACGAGGAGCGGGUGUAUCCUGCAGGUAACUGGGCGUGUGUGACCCGAGGGGAGGAGCUUUACGAGCAGAGCAUUUCUAUGGCCUUCAUGAAGUUGAUGCGCUUCAUCUGCAAGGACAACUCUGCUGGCAGGUACCUGGGGAUGACAGUGCCCGUGGUCAGUCACAUCCUCAUGAUGGAGGAUGGGAAAACAUUUCAGAAGGACGUCCAGACGGCAUACUUCCUCCCCGCUGAGUAUCAGUCCAACCCCCCCCUCCCCUCCGACCCAGACAUCACCAUCGUCCACCAAGAGCCAAUCAGAAUCGUUGCCAGGCUGUUCAUUGGGACCACCACGGAGGAGACGGUGACGCGUCAGAUCGAACAGCUGUGGGAGAUUGUGGGCGUGUCCGAUGACCUGCGCAGGGACAGCUACAUGGUCGCCGUUUACGAUAACCCCGGCGUCCCCGGCCGCCGCAACGAGAUCUGGUUCGUCAGACGCCAGCUGUAGACUUCCCAUCAUGCCCUGCUCCAUCUGAUCUUCCUCUGAUUGGCUGCUUGCUACCUGCUCAGUGACACACCUCCAAUAUGACCAAAAGACCAAUCACAAGCAGGUUAUGACUAUUAGCCCCGCCCACUUUAGUUUGUAGGCGCUCUGUCCAAUCAGAUGUUUCUGUGCACCUGAGGGUGCGCAGGUACGGUCACAUGACUGUGAGGUCACAUUACUGACGCAGGUAAGUAAACACACAGGUGUGAGGUCAUGUGACCGUACAUGAGCUUGAUUCUCAGGUGGGACUUUAUUCAAUCAGAGAAACUUUAUUAGUAAACAAAAGAGAAACGACAGAGUUGGUUUUUAAGGAUCACCUGCACAGGUAGGGCCCUGUGAAAUCCAAAAAUGUGUUUUACGAUGUGAUCGGAUCGCGGGUCAUUUUAUCAGAUCAGGAAGCUGAGAAAUUAUCAAAAAAUAAAUCUGCUCGCCUUUUUUUUUUUUUAAGGAAGUCUGGAACCGCCGUGUGACCAAUCAUCGCCGUCUGUAUCCGUAUCACGCCAAUUCAUUUGUUAUCUGGAGAUUCUUGUAGAUAUUGAUCGAGAAGUGGAGCGUGCGUUUAGCUGCAGUGUAUCUUCAGUGUUUGGACGUCGUAGCGUGUGUGUGGAGAGGCUGCGGGGUGACAUCACUGAGUUUUAAUAAACGCAGAGCGCCAACGGAGAAAAGUCAAACGGACCCUUUGACCCAUGAAUGUAAUAUAGAAGAGGAUAUGGCGUUGGAGGCGGAGCCCUGUUAAUUCCUAUUAAAGCUGCUAAGUGGCGAAUGUUUCGACUUCCACGUUUAAAAGUACCCGCUCACAUGGAGUCCCGUGGCGUUGGUCGGUGCAUGGCGGAGGUCAUAGGGCCCUACACAGGUUAAACAGGCUGAUCCCCGCAGUACAUAUGAAAACAGUUAGCUUAGCAUAUAGCAUCCUGACAGAACAAUAUUUGCAGCUACGUUAGCCAGAAGCUAACAGGUAACCGAUAUUUUUGUACAGCUUGUUUGUGAAGAUUUUCAAAAUAAAACAAUGAAUCUGACAGCACAUUAAAUAUUUAACAUUAUGUUUUGAUUGACAGGUGAGUGUUGGUCCCGCCUCCAGGUGUUUUUAUUGACAGCAUGUUUACCUGACUCUAACUCUCUCGUGGUUUCAAGGUUUUUUUUAUUUUCUGAAUAUUUGGUGUAAAAAAUCAGUUAAAAUCAGUUUCUUUGUGCCUGUUGUUUUUAUUUAAUGUACUUCCUGUUUAUUUUCACAGUACAUUUUUUUUAUCAGUUUUCUCUUAAAUUCCAUUUUUGUGUAAAAUAUUAAAUAAAA